This is a messenger RNA of Trichomycterus rosablanca, 2276 nucleotides long. RefSeq names its product single stranded DNA binding protein 3a (gene ssbp3a). Gene Ontology annotation, biological process: positive regulation of transcription by RNA polymerase II. NCBI's taxonomy places the organism in Eukaryota, Metazoa, Chordata, Actinopteri, Siluriformes, Trichomycteridae. The record is from RefSeq and is a predicted model, not a curated record. Gene Ontology annotation, molecular function: single-stranded DNA binding; protein binding. The coding region runs from base 15 to 1175 and encodes 386 amino acids. Gene Ontology annotation, cellular component: nucleus. The transcript has 18 exons.
GGCAGAGCUCAGUCAUGUUCCCUAAAGGUAAAAGCCCAGCUUCACCGUCCGACUGCCAAGCGAGAGAAAAGUUGGCGUUGUACGUCUACGAGUAUCUGUUACACAUCGGGGCUCAGAAGUCGGCACAGACCUUUUUAUCAGAGAUCAGAUGGGAGAAGAACAUAACGCUGGGCGAGCCUCCAGGGUUCCUACACUCAUGGUGGUGCGUAUUCUGGGACCUGUACUGCGCCGCACCAGAACGGAGGGACACGUGCGAACACUCCAGCGAGGCCAAAGCUUUUCAUGAUUACAGCGCAGCGGCAGCGCCCAGCCCUCUUCUGGGCAACAUGCCACCCGGAGAUGGCAUGCCAGGUGGACCCAUGCCUCCAGGCUUCUUCCAGGGUCCGACCGGCUCGCAGCCUUCCCCUCACGCUCAGGCUCCACCUAACGCUAACAUGAUGGGAGCUCACGGACAGCCCUUCAUGUCGCCUCGUUAUGCAGGAGGACCUCGGCCGCCCAUCAGGAUGGGAAACCAGCCUCCAGGAGGGCAGCCUUUACCCCCGAAUGUAAUGGACCCAACACGACCUCCAGGACAUCCAAACCUGGGACCCAUGCAGAGGAUGAACAUACCUCGUGGGAUGGCACCUAUGGGACCCGGACCACAGUCUGAUCCCUGGUUAUCAUUGCAGAACUACAGCGGCGGCAUGAGACCCCCAAACUCCAUGGGCCCCAACAUGCCAGGAGUUAACGUGGGACCAGGAGGUGGACGACCGUGGCCUAAUCCUAACAACACAAACACAAUCGCGUACUCGUCCUCAUCCCCCGGCGCAUACGCGGGACCACCAGGAGGCGCCGGAGGAGGCUGUCCACCGGGAACACCCAUCAUGCCAAGUCCAGCAGAUUCCACCAACUCUGGUGAGAACCUGUACACGAUAAUCAACUCCAUCCCACCAGGAGGCGCCAGAUCCAGCUUUCCACUGGGUCCGGACGGGCCAAUGGGAGGGCUGGAACCGCAUCACAUGAACGGAUCGUUAGGCUCGGGCGACAUAGAUGGACUUUCCAAGAACUCUCCGAAUAACCUGAGCAGUCUGAGUAACCCGCCCGGCACCCCGAGGGACGACAGCGAUUUAGGAGGGAACUUUCUGCACUCAUUCCAAAACGAGACCUAUUCUCCGACGAUGACCAUGAGUGUGUGAUCUGUGAGAGAACCAGCGCUCCCAGUGGCUCCGACCCGCCGACCCACCGACCGCACCAGAGACGAUUAGACGAUUAAUAUAAUCCCGGACGUCCGGUCGCCCGAGCGCUCCUCUUUUGUACAGUUUAUUUUUCGAAUGCAGUUUUUUAAUUCUCACCUUUUAACUGGACAUUUGCGAGACGUGGCCGUUAUCGGGCCGGCGGAGUGGACGAAACCAAAUACAGAACUACGGGACUUCUACCCAGCAUUCCAGCAGGUCGAGCGUGAGGAGGCUCGCCUGUGGCAAAAAUUACGGCUGCACUGAAGCGGCGUCCAGAACUAAAUCCACGUGAUUCUUCCGAGGACUCUGUUUUUUGUUUAUAUAUAAAUAUAGAUUAUUAAGACGUGCCCAAGUCCCCACGUUCUGUUUAAACACAGCGUACUGAAUCCUCAUACACGAUUAUUCCUCCGGUCGGCUGGUAGAUUUUGUAUUAUUGUUUAUUAUUAAUCUGGUCGUUUUAACAGUGUGAUGAUUUUAUUCUGCCCACCUGAAGACAAUCUUUUAUAAAAUAUUAAAUAUUCAUCUGGUGUCAGAUUCACUACGGUGUUUCACUUACUGAAGACGAAACAAGCUGGCAUAGUGACCAUAAAGAAAUACCAAGGGUCUUUAUGACGCUCACUCACAGGGGGACCUCUUUAAACACCUUGUUUUCUUUUUAUGGAAGAUUUUCACGGGCGGCACGGUGACUUGGUAGGUUGCACUGUCGCCUCACAGCAAGAAGGUCCUGGGUUCGAUCCCCAGGUGGACCGGUCCGGGUCCUUUCUGUGUGGAGUUUGCAUGUUCUCCCCAUGUCUGCGUGGGUUUCCUCCGGUUCUCGUCCGUAAGGUCGCCGAUGGGUUCAGAUCUCCUCUCUGGACGUAGCAGGUUCGCUGUAUUAUAUUUCUUCUGCCAGCACAAUGUACUGUUUACAUUUCAUCUGUAGCAAAGCUAAAGCGAAGCGUUUUAAAAGUAUAUAGACGCCUAGUGCAAUUUUACUGAUUAAAUUAUUUGACUGUCCGUAUGAGGGAAUGCAGCUCUUGUUUCUGACUCCUCCUGUUCUGAUAAUAAACUUGUAUAAACACA